CUGGUGCUGUCGCAAAAAUUCUGCGACGGAAGUAGUUCAUGUCGCGCUUCCUGCAGUCCAACGUGUUCUAGAUUUUUUCACGUGUGUUUCUUCGUGUGAGUUUAUACCGAUUCCUACUACAAGAUAAACAGCGUUAAAUCCGACGCAGUUUUGGGACGGUGUAAUAAAUUAGGAAAGCAGUAGAGGAGGUAUUAGAGCACAGCUGUGCAGGAUCAGUCAUGGGGAGGAAGCUUGAUCCCACAACCAAGGUGAAGCGUGGACCUGGACGAAAAGCCAGGAAGCAGAAAGGCGCAGAGACUGAGCUGGCCAAGAUUUUAGUGGAUGCAGACGAGCCAAAAAAACUGUCUAGCAGAGCAAGAAAACGUGCUGUGAAGAGGGCACAGGGGGCCACUGCACCAAAGGAAGAGAAACAGCCCAAGAAAGGAUUCUCCGAUGAGAACAGCGAAUGGCUGACACCAGCUAAGAGAAAGCGCAAAAUUGACCAUUCAGAAGGGGACGAGGACAGCGACAGCCAAUGGGAGGAAGAGGAAGAUGAUGUUGAUGAAGUAGAUGAUGCAGUGAAAGGACGAAAAGAACUACUUGAAGAUGAUGAUGAGGAUGAUGAUAUGGUCGAUGACUAUGGGGCGAUGGAAGAUAGUGAAGGAGAAGAACAGGAGGAGGAGGAGCAGGAGGAGGCAGGCAGUGAAGGAGAGCUGCUACCUAUUGAACGAGCUGCAAGGAAACAGAAAAAACGACAGGAAGCUGCAGCACAGGAGAGUGAAGAUGAGGACGACGACGACGAUGAUGAUGGUGAGGAGGAGGAGGAAGAAGAUGAUGACAACAUGGAAGGGGAGGAGGAGGAGGAAGAGGAGGAAGACACAGUGCAGGCAAAUAUCGACCACAUAGAUGCGUUCAAACUGCCUAGUGUAAAGGAGAGAGAGAAAGAGGGACUUUUGCCUCUAGACCUGCAGAGCGUUCAUCAGAGGAUCAAAGACAACAUUGAUGUUCUCGCCAACUUCAGUGAGAAGAGAGAGGAGGGGAGAGAGAGAGCAGAGUACCUUUCACUGCUAAAAUCUGAUCUCUGCAUGUACUACAGCUACAAUGAUUUCCUCAUGGGCAACCUCAUGGAGCUGUUUCCGCAUUCUGAGCUCAUAGAUUUUCUGGAAGCGAAUGAAAUUCAGAGGCCUGUCACCAUUAGGACCAAUACCCUUAAAACCAGGAGGAGAGACUUGGCUCAGGGUCUGAUUAAUAGGGGUGUAAAUCUGGAUCCUUUGGGAAAGUGGUCGAAAGUGGGCUUGGUCAUCUUUGAUUCCUCAGUUCCCAUAGGUGCAACUCCUGAGUAUCUGGCUGGGCAUUACAUGCUUCAGGGAGCUUCUUCACUGCUUCCUGUAAUGGCUCUUUCUCCCCAGGAGGGGGAGUCUGUGCUGGACAUGAGUGCAGCUCCUGGAGGAAAGACCACAUAUAUGGCUCAGCUGAUGAGAAACACAGGAGUGAUAGUUGCUAACGAUGCCAGUGCUGAGAGGUUGAAAAGUGUUGUGGGAAACAUCCAUCGCCUGGGAGUCACCAACACCAUCAUUUGUAACUAUGAUGGCAGACAGUUUCCUAAGGUGAUGGGAGGUUUUGACAGAGUUUUACUGGACGCGCCUUGUUCAGGCACAGGGGUCAUCUCUAAAGAUCCAGCAGUGAAAACUAGCAAGGACAGUGCCGAUAUCCUGCGCUCAGCUCAUCUACAGAAGGAGCUGAUUCUGGCUGCUAUUGACUCAGUCAACGCUGACUCACAGACGGGUGGCUAUCUUGUCUACUGCACCUGCUCCAUUACGGUUGAAGAGAAUGAGUGGGUUGUGGAUUAUGCCCUGAAGAAGAGAAAUGUAAAACUGGUUCCGACAGGAUUGGACUUUGGCAAAGAAGGCUUUACCAGAUUUAAAGAGCGACGUUUCCACCCUUCACUUAAACUGUCUCGGAGAUUCUAUCCACACUCCCACAACAUGGAUGGAUUCUUUGUGGCAAAACUGAAGAAGUUCUCUAAUACCAUCCCUUCUGCACCCACAGAAGAAAAUGAAAAGGCCAGCGAAACAGAAACACCAGCUACACCAGCUGAGGAAAAAACCUCAAAAUCAGAGUCUAAGCAACAGAGCAAAGGUACACAGGGAAAAUCCAAAGAGACCAAGCAACAAUUAAAAGCUGCUAGCAGCAGCAAAACUGAAAGCCCCACUGCGAAGAAAAAGCCAGCGAUAAAAGGUAAAAAAUUAAAGGAUGAAGGUCCGAAAAAGAAAAUAGCCAAAAUGGAUGAACAGAAUUCAAAGGAAGCCAAGACCAAAGAAAAGCUCAAAGUUCUAAAAGUGGACAAAGACAUAAUAAAUGAGUCUGGGACUGAGAAAGCAGAGGGAAGCUUGCUUAAGAAGAAGACAAACAAAAAGAAUCAGAAGAACCUCUUUAAAAGAAGGAAGAAUAAAAUGGGGAAAACUAAUUUAAGAAGUUAAAUGUACUGAAGCAACAGGAGGCUGGACAGUAGAAUGGAGCUUUUAUAAUAAAAAAAAAUUAACUUCCUUAAGACAUUAUGUAUCCCUGUGGACUUUAAAAACACUUUAAUGUCUUUUAGUAUGUGCUAGACCCUGCAUUUUUAUUUUGCUAUUACUGUCAAAACCAAGCAAAAGUACACUGUAAACAGCAACAUGUGAAUAAAUUGUCUUGGUUUACUUGUAA
This is a messenger RNA of Silurus meridionalis, 2682 nucleotides long. It is a transcript of the gene nop2, whose product is annotated as NOP2 nucleolar protein homolog (yeast). Lineage: Eukaryota; Metazoa; Chordata; Actinopteri; Siluriformes; Siluridae. Gene Ontology annotation, cellular component: nucleolus. Gene Ontology annotation, molecular function: rRNA (cytosine-C5-)-methyltransferase activity; RNA binding. Gene Ontology annotation, biological process: rRNA base methylation; maturation of LSU-rRNA. The record is from RefSeq and is a predicted model, not a curated record. The transcript has 16 exons. Bases 219 to 2459 code for a protein of 746 amino acids.